GCUGAAAGCGGUGCUGUGGACAGACGCUCUCCAGAAUCUAUUCUCGCUCGCUGCCAUCCUCUUUAUCGCCUACCUGGGAAUCGACCGUCUAGGUGGUUUAGCCAACAUCUUCGCCAUAAACAAAGAGGGUGGACGGAUUGAGUUUUUCAACAUGGAGCCUUCACCUUUUGUGCGUAAUUCGUUCUGGACCCUGACAAUUGGAAAUUUAGGAAAUUGGUUGGCAUAUUUGGCUAUAAAUGCUGGUUCCACCCAGAAAUGUCUGGCAAUGCCUUCUCUUCAGAAGGUAAAACGUGCUAUGUGGUGGUCUGCCAUAGGAAUUACCUUUGUUCACGGUUCGACCGUCCUCAUGGGGAUGGUACUUUACGCCAGAUACCAUGGCUGUGACCCUUUUGCGACUGGAGAAAUAAAGAAGACGGGACAAAUGCUGCCACUCUUUGUGACCGAAGUCACCAGCAACUACCCUGGACUGGCGGGUCUCUUCGUGUCGGGUGUCCUUAGUGCAGCGCUUAGUUCCAUGUCUUCGUCAAUAAACACAAUGGCCGGUACUUUGUAUGAAGACAUUGUGGAGUUUAUCUACCGAGGGAAGAAGCAAUCAGAAGCUAAACAGUCCUUCAUUAUGAAAGUCAUCACGCUACUCCUGGGCCUCCUCUGUGUCCUUCUGGUGCUUCUGGUGGAGAAGACCGACAGCAUAUUUCAGAUGGGGAUGAGCCUAGCCGGGAUCACCAACGGAGCUUUGAUGACGCUGUUCGUCCUGGGUCUAUUCAUCCCUAGAGCAAACUCAAAGGGAGCAAUAGCCGGGGCCCUCAGCAGCUUGGCGGUGAUGUCCUGGCUUGUCGGCAGGACUCAGUACUUCUUCGCUACUGGAGAACUCAAGUAUCCUAGCAAACACACCAGUGUCGAUCUCUGCCCAUUCAACUACACUGGAGACCUUGAGGUUAUGUCGCGACUUGAGACUUACAGAGGAUACGGCACGCCUGUGGUAGCAGACCCUAGCGUUGCACUAAUCUACCGACUAUCCUACAUGCACUACACUCUGCUGGGUAGUCUGGUCGGGGUUGUGGUAGGGGUCCUGGUCUCCUUAGCUACCACACCACCACCAAUCAGCGCCCGGGACCGCCACCUCUUCUCGCCCGUAGUCCAGCGCUUCCUGCCCCGCGCCAGACCGAAGUCCAACUCAGUCAGAUUUGCAGAGGAGGAAUUCAAAUUAGUUAAUGUCGCUGGAGAAGUGACAACCGAAGAGAAGAACGAUGUACCGCCGAAAGAAGACAUUCAAAAACCUGAGUGAGGUUGAACCACUUGUGUACAAACAAACAAUAGUACAUACAAGAACAAUUUAAUCUUAUAUUGUCUAUAAAUGAGUAUUGACAUCUUCAACAAGUCCAUAGUAACAAAUUUAUCAACAAGUGUACUAAUCUAUUAUUAGAAACAAAAAUAUAUAAAACUCACAUAAAAACAGAAAAAUAAACACAAAAGAGCUUACUGAAAAAAAAUAAAAAUACAAAGUCAUAAAAACAUGAAAAAAGAAUAAUACAAUGAAACCUAGGAUAUUACUCAACAUAAUAUUAUUUAAGGAGCAUAACACGAUAUUAAAUAUAUAUUUAUAAAUAAAUAAAUUAAACGACUGUCAUAAAUUAAAUUCAUAAUUCGUAAUUACUUAUACAUUGCUUACAAUAAAAUCAAAAGUUAUCGAAUCAUGCAUAAACUGGAAUGAAUAUAUUUUAAUACUACUUAAUAUAAAACAUUAUUUUGUCAUGAUAAUAAUAAUCUAGUCCUUACAGGAUAAUUGUUUUUCUACGUAGUUACUAACAAUGUUUUGUAAGAGCUAAAAUAUUUAAUAUCUCAUCUAGAUUAAAUCAUAUUUUUGUUUUGGAUUAUAGUGUUAAUUUGUUCUCUUCAAAUUAAUGAAAACUUGUACAAAUUUUAUGUACGUACUGUUAUUAUUAUUUAUAAAAUAAUGUAAAGUUGUUGUAAUAAGUCCUUAAACUAGUAAUAUUUUGUUAUUUCCUUGAUAUUUAAUCGUUGAAAUAUAAAUGCCAUCUUGGUAUAAAAAUAGCACGAUGAA
Molecule: messenger RNA, 2062 nt
Organism: Homalodisca vitripennis (glassy-winged sharpshooter)
Lineage: Eukaryota; Metazoa; Arthropoda; Insecta; Hemiptera; Cicadellidae
Product: sodium-coupled monocarboxylate transporter 1-like
Exons: 8
Coding region: 152-1285 (377 amino acids)
Biological process (GO): sodium ion transport; transmembrane transport
Cellular component (GO): membrane
Molecular function (GO): symporter activity
Source: RefSeq, a predicted model, not a curated record